Daldinia loculata is the source of this 306-nucleotide messenger RNA. RefSeq lists its product as uncharacterized. The transcript is spliced from 3 exons. NCBI's taxonomy places the organism in Eukaryota, Fungi, Ascomycota, Sordariomycetes, Xylariales, Hypoxylaceae. The record is from RefSeq and is a predicted model, not a curated record. Bases 1 to 306 code for a protein of 101 amino acids.
AUGUAUCUCAAGUCCGGAGCAACAUUACUCGCCGCCGCCCUCUUCUCUCAUUUGGUAGCGUCGCAAGGAAUCUUCAGUUGCCAUACUCGAGAGGAGUGGGGAUAUUACCCGAAGUGCUGCACGAACAUUGACGGCCAAGUCGGAACAAACUGCGUCUCGGCGCAUCAAAUGGGUGCAACGGAUCCGAUCUGGGAAUGCAACUUAUUUGUAUACAACAUCACGGGAUGUUGUCAGUCGAUUGGAUACAAGAACCCGUACAAUAAUAUCACGAUCGAUCUCUGCGCAACUUCAGUAGAUCCACGAUAA